Cicer arietinum (chickpea) is the source of this 694-nucleotide messenger RNA. Lineage: Eukaryota; Viridiplantae; Streptophyta; Magnoliopsida; Fabales; Fabaceae. The record is from RefSeq and is a predicted model, not a curated record.
UGCAUGCAGUAAAAAGUAUCCAUCAGUUUUGACAGAUAUUAUUCUUAUCUAUCGCUUGAAUUGAAUAUAACAUUUUUUUUCCUUCAUAAAUUAGUAUCCCAAUUCUCUAGUGGAGUAAGUUCUAAAAAAAGUCCUCAAAAGUAAACUAGUGUUGAAAGUGGAAGAGAAAAAGGAAAGCAAGUUCGUUCAACGAAUCUGCAUUGGAAUUUGGAUCUGAAAUUGAAGAAAGAAAUGGCACGUGCAGGAGGAAUAACAAACGCAGUAAACGUUGGAAUCGCUGUUCAAGCUGAUUGGGAGAAUCGUGAAUUCAUUUCUCACAUUUCUCUCAAUGUUCGUCGCCUCUUCGAUUUCCUUGUCCAAUUCGAGGCUACAACAAAGAGCAAGUUAGCAUCAUUGAAUGAAAAGCUUGAUGUAUUGGAGCGUCGUUUGGAACUCCUUGAAGUUCAAGUUGGAAAUGCAUCGGCGAAUCCUUCACUUUUUGCAACUUGAUGUGUAGUCAAAUCAUUUAUUACACACCUUUCAUGAGGUAGAUAGGAAAGAGAUGGAAGACGAGUUAGAGAUUGAAUUAGUACAAGUGCAUAGUUAAUUAUGUUUUCUUUUCCUAUAGUUUUAUUGUUGAUGUUAAACAUUAUUAUUCUUAUUGUUGAUGUUGAACAUUACUAUUAUUCUUAUUGUUUUGGUGGUGGUUGCUUCA